Molecule: messenger RNA, 306 nt
Organism: Lactuca virosa
Lineage: Eukaryota; Viridiplantae; Streptophyta; Magnoliopsida; Asterales; Asteraceae
Source: the annotation of a GenBank genome assembly
AUGCAAGCGAAAGAGAUGAUCCGUUCUAUGAAGGUUUCAGAUCCGUCGAUCUAUUUGAUGGACCAUUUCGCUUUCCUUUGGAUGCAAGGGAUGGUGUCGAUUGCGCAAAACAACCUACUCUUCUCGUUGGAGUGUUUUGAAGUAAGAUUCGAGAAGCAUAUUCUACAUCUCGGAGUAGAUGUUCUCGAUUGCAAUCUGGUUCACCGGAGGUCCGAGGUAGGCGAAAUCGUGGUUCACCGGAGUUAUGAGGCAGACGAAACCGUGGUUCACCGGAGGCCCAAGGCAGACAAAAUUGGCGGCGAUUAG